AUGUUGACUACCAAAGUAACCAUCGUUAUUUUAUGUUGUUUGUUGACUUCAUCUUAUUGUCAACAACCAUCUACAUGUCCAAAUCAAGGUGAUGGUAAUUAUGGUUGUUUUGAUAUAACAUCACAAGGUAGUUGUACAGAAGUAUCAAAUCAACCACCAUCUCGUGAUCUACGUUGGCCACGUUCCGGUAUAGAUUUGAAUCUUGAUUGGGCUAUUAAAUGUGGUGAUAUUAUUGCAUACAAACUUCAAUGGUUCAGUGGUGGAUGGUCCGAUUGGUAUGUACCAGGCGUUAAUGAUAUGGAUACGAAAGUUAAUGAUGCUAAUGGUCUACGACGUAUGUGGUCAUAUUUCUAUGAUCAUAACCAUUCAUAUAUUAUUUGUAAAACAAAUGAUAAGAAUAAAUUAAAUGGAUGUCAAUAA
Messenger RNA from Rotaria sp. Silwood1, 420 nucleotides. The record is from the annotation of a GenBank genome assembly. Lineage: Eukaryota; Metazoa; Rotifera; Eurotatoria; Philodinida; Philodinidae.